GUGGACGGGGAAGGUGCAGGUAUUGACGUGGCGGCUGGUGGUGACUGAGACCUCCGUCCCCACCAACACAAACUCUCCUCACUCGAUCUACAUUCACACAAGACCAAUUGACCUGGUCGGCGCGAAUUUUAAAGAUUUAUAAUUACGGGGCGAUGAUCUAAUGAGAAUUAUAAUACAAAGUUCUGUUAUCGUCUCGGUGAUUACUGAUGGAUAGCAGAGAGGUGGGAAUUGUAACUUACAUUGAUAUUAGUGUGACUGAUAAUCUUGAAAUGUGGCUAUGACUGACGGGAGGGCGGAGGUCUGGCGGAAGCAGUGUCUGUGAGGGAAGUGGGUGGAUGAUUGAUUGAUAAAGAUUAAGCCACCCAAGAGGUGGCACGGGCAUGAAUAGCCCGUAAAGGGACGUGGGUGGGUGUGCCAGUGUCUUCUAUGUGUCGCCAGCAGCAACAACAGACAGGCUACAGCAGGAAGCCGCCCGAGCACACUGCGGCAGGAUGGAGUACAUUCAGAUCGUCCAGCGACCGGCCUACUCCCAGCGGCCAUACGGUCUCCUACGGUCUCCCUACACCGACCACCCGGGUUGCUCGGUCCUCUGCAACCACCCCACCGCCCCGCACACCCACCGCAACCUUCUCAACCUGACCCGAGCGUCAUGGCUGCAGGAGGUUCGAGCCCACAUGUCGCGAGCGGGCACCACGCAGGCGGACGGCGAGGGAGACGCCGGCGACCGACGCACUCCCUCCAGCAUGCCCUUCACCCCCUUGGGCACCGAGGGACUCCAGGUAAACAUCCCAGAGGAGUUCCUGGCCAGGUUUGCCCGCUCUGACUCGCGGCCAGACUCCCCGGCGCCGUCCCUCUUCGUCCACACCUCCCGCCUCGCCCCCUUCAGGAGGUGUGUGACCCCGGACACCCUGGAGCCCAUGCGACGGCCCCGCCAUCAGGUGUUGAGGAGAGCCACCAGCCUCCAGGAUGUGGCCAGCAUCCGCCUCCACCACGUCUUCACGCCCACGCCUGCGGCAGGUCGCGUUGCUGGCAGCAGGAAACAGGGAAGAUUUGAGGCCGAUUUUACCACCAAACUCUCCAAGCAGCUGGAUCUGGUGGCCAAGGGUCAGCAGCAGCAGAAGCAGCAGCAACAGCAGCAGCAACAGCAGACCCAACGCGAGCAACAGAGACAACAGGACAGAAAAGCCAGUGUGAAAGGCCCCAGGAAUAAACUGAAAGCUCAAGACAGCGAAGAUUCUGGGCUGGGCGGGGACAAGCAGCCACCCAAACGCCGCCCACGUCGGGGCGGCAAGAAGAGAGGAGAGGAAGGAGGCCUUGACGAUCCAGGCCAGACAGCAGUAUCUACGGUAGGCGACAGUCGAGUGGGGUCGUCACGGAGAUCAGGGAGCUCACAUUCGUCUAAACCCACGUCAGCAAGAUCCUCAAAGUCGUCUUCGUCUCAUCGCAGACUUCACGACCCACUGUCCUACGACCCUAAGCAAUUCUUGGGAGCCAGCAAUCCUCCCGAGGACGGUUCAGAGUUGGUACGACUUAAGGAGACACUGGGUGGGGGACCUGGGGGUGCGACACUCACUGAAGCAGAAGUGUUUUGGUUUAGUCUCCCCCGUAGUCCGUCACAUCGCGCUGCCGUUUUCACUCUCCCAGUUCAAAUCACGAGACUCCUUGAUCUGCGUCCUAUAGACUACCUGAAGAAGUACAUGCGUCUGAGGACGUCCCGUCGCCAGCUCUACUCCAUGGUGUUCUCCAGACAUCGAGACCUGGAGAGCAUCAGAGUGGAGAGGAUGCUGGUGGCUGACUUCGGAGCUGCCCUUGGCGAUGCCCUGGGAGGGACCCUGACGGAGGCGCAGCUGGGGAGACUCACAGGACUAGUGCCUCUUCCAGACAUCGCUCUCGACAGGGAAAUAUUUAUCCUCGUCUCUGCGUUCGCGGAGAGACUCUUCUGCUAUGAGUUGCUGGCUGCCCCGGACGUGAUGGUCGAGCCGCGAGAUCUGGUCGAGCAACUGGAUUUCAAGCAGCUGGACGAGCGCCUGGAGGGAGUGGAACUGGAUCCACUUCUUCACCACGUCCUCACCACCAUUAGAGACCUUGGUUAAUAUUUAAAGUCAGUUCCCCCUUGCCCCCUUCCAUAUACACACACCUACAUAGAUUUAUCACGUGUAUAG
Molecule: messenger RNA, 2162 nt
Organism: Procambarus clarkii (red swamp crayfish)
Lineage: Eukaryota; Metazoa; Arthropoda; Malacostraca; Decapoda; Cambaridae
Source: RefSeq, a predicted model, not a curated record